AUGUUGAUAAUAAGACAGCGAAUUGAAAAUAAGCUUUUUUUUUUUCCUUUUUGUUUUAAAUUUUACACAGGAAAGAAAGAUCACUGGAGUGUGGAAUGUGGCAGAGAAUUCUCUAACAGGAGUGCUCUUCAAACACACAUGAGAGUUCACACCGGAGAGAAGACAUAUUGCUGUAAUGAAUGUGGUAAACACUUUUCACAAAAAGGCAAUCUUCAGAUACACACGAGAGUUCACACUGGAGAGAAGCCAUAUUGCUGUAAUGAAUGUGGCAAACAGUUUUCACAAAUGAGCAGUCUUCAGAUACACACGAGAGUUCACACUGGAGAGAAGCCAUAUUGCUGUAAUGAAUGUGGUGAACAGUUUUCACGUAUAAGCAAUCUUAAGAUACACACGAGAGUUCACACCGGAGAGAAGCCAUAUUGCUGUAAUGAAUGUGGUGAACAGUUUUCACAAAUGAGCCAUCUUCAGAUACACACGAGAGUUCACACUGGAGAGAAGCCAUAUUGCUGUAAUGAAUGUGGUAAACAGUUUUCACGUAUAAGCAAUCUUCAGAUACACACAAGAGUUCACACUGGAGAGAAGCCAUAUUGCUGUAAGGAAUGUGGUGAACAGUUUUCACAAAUGAGCCAUCUUCAGAUACACACAAGAGUUCACACUGGAGAGAAGCCAUAUUGCUGUAAUGAAUGCGGUAAACAGUUUUCACUUAUAAGCAAUCUUCAGAGACACAAGAGAGUUCACACCGGAGAGAAGCCAUAUUGCUGUAAUGAAUGUGGUAAACAGUAUUCACAAAUGAGCCAUCUUCAGAAACACACGAGAGUUCACACUGGAGAGAAGCCAUAUUGCUGUAAGGAAUGUGGUGAGCAGUUUUCACAGAUAAGCCAUCUUCAGAGACACACGAGAGUUCACACUGGAGAGAAGACCUAUUGCUGUAAUGAAUGUGGCAAACAAUUUUCACAAAUUAGCAAUCUUCAGAAACACAUGAGAGUUCACACUGGAGAGAAGCCAUAUUGCUGUAAUGAAUGUGGCAAACAGUUUUCACAAAUGAGCCAUCUUCAGCUACACACGAGAGUUCACACUGGAGAGAAGCCAUAUUGCUGUACUGAAUGUGGCAAAAAGUUUUCAGAAAAAGGCAAACUUCAGAAACACACGAGUUCACACUGGAGAGAAGCCGUAUUGCUGUAAUGAAUGCAAUAAACAGUGUUCACAGAUAGUCAGUCUUCAGAGACACACGAGAGUUCACAACAGAAUAAAAAGGGUAGCAGUUCAAAAAUUAGUCUAGAAAAACAAGAACCCUUCAGGAUUCAAGAGUGAGGUUCAGUCCUGUCCUGAAAAGUACGCAAACUAAACUAUUGUUAAGAAAUGAAUCUCAAAGAGAGGCCAUAUUGCUGUUUGGAAUGUGGCAAACAAAUCUGUCAGCGCAGUACACUUCAGAGACGCACCAGAAUUCACACAGGAGAGAAGUACAACUGAGCUGUCCUGACUAAAGAGUGAGGUUCACUUCUGAAUGGACAGUAAGCACAUGUAACUGACACAAAUCCAUCCAGUUAGUGUUGUGUCAAAAACAAAUCAACAUGGAGGAGACAUAGAAGUUUAUAUCCUUUUUCCUUUUCCAGAAGCAAAAUAAAGAACAGGGCGUCAUACAAACGGCUUCUCACCAAAACCCCUACAGCCUCCACCAUGUGCCUAGCUGUGUUUUCAUAACAUACGUAUUACAUAUAGAACUAUUUACAAUAUAUUAAACACAUUUCAUCAGAAAAAAAAACACUUUACAAUAUAUAGGUACAUAGCCUCACACAAUAAAUAAUUGUUCAGCUUUAUAAUAUUAUAUACUGUAUUUUGCUAUUUUAAUAUAACAAAAAAUAAGAAAACAUACCUUGACAAAAAAAGAACAAACAGCUUCUCGCCAAUGCUUAUUAAAUAAUAAAUCAAUUACUAAUAAUUAUAAACACAAACUAUUAAUACAAAACCAAUUAAAUUAAAUCCAAAAUAUACACACGAUCAUGCUGUACACCAUGCUGAAUUAUGUUUUAACACUGUGGCAGCGCACUAAAAGAAGAAAUGCUUUUUUAAAUUUUAUUUUGUUUUUGUUUGUUUGCUUUUGAUAAUGAAACAUUCAAACCUGUAUAUAAGAACUCAGGUUGGGCACACAACUUAUUUAACACUUGAGAAUUAUCAAAUAAUAUACAUGUCAAAUAAAUACAAUAAAAUUAGAAAAGGCUUGGAGAGAGCAGACUUACCUGCACAGCAGUGGUUCUCAGUCUGUGGGGCGAGCCCCCCUAGUGGGGCGCGAAGUAACAAAAAGGGGGCGCAAAGAUGUGAAAAAAGAAAACAAGAAUCAAAAAUAUGAAAAAUAAAUCUAUUGAAACCAAACAAAUUAACUUAAACUACAUUCUGAUACUAGAAAAAUAAAUAUAGCGUUAGAUAAAUGUCGAUAAAAGUUAAGUAGGUAUAAUAAAAUAUGCAUCUGUGAUAUAUCAUUAAUUUAAAAAGAACAAAGUGGUAUUAGUGGGCUCAUUUAAAAAAAAAACAUUAGGGGGGUCGCAAUUAAAACUGUUAUGUAAACUCGGGUCGCAAAUACUUAAAGGUUGAGAAACGCUGCUGUACAGCAUCCACCAUCGCCUGAGGGUGCCUGCCGUCUGUGGGGAGUCACAUUAAUUAGCAUCCGUACUCCAAAUAUGACACUAAGUUUACACAAACAAUUGCUUUUGGGAAAAUUCAUAACUGAAAGAUACAAAAAAAUGAAAAAGACAGAAUACACUUCCCUACACAUAUUGCCAUAUUGCAGUACUGGAUGUGCCAACAAUUCUCACAAAUCAGAAUCUUCUGGGCCACAAAGAAUUCAGACUGGUGCCACCUCCAGAAGUGGGCUUUGUUGGAGAAGAUCUACACCGGGGGCUAUCAACCCUUUGUCAUGGCAUACCACCCCAAAAAAUAUAAAUGUUCUGAAAUACCUGCGUUUUAUCUUGGUGUUAAAUUGUUAAUUACUGAACUGUUGUUAUGUUAAACUAAAGGUGGAAUUUCUUUUUUCUCCCACACAAUGUUCUUUCCGAGAGCUUUUCUAAGGUACUAGUAAUGUUCACCUGUCAAAGACUUGUGUUAGAAUGAAUUUCAAAAGGAUUUGAUAUGUUAGGACUGAUAGGCACUGGCAGUGUGUCACCAUGAGGAGGUCACUUCAGCUGUCUGUGCUAAUACUGGAAAAGCAAAAGAAAUGCCAGCAAUUGUGUCUCAAAUGUUGUAAGUCUCCUCAGCGUCACUAAAUAUUAUUAUUAUUAUUAUUGUCAAAAAGUUUAGUAAAGUCAGGCCUUUGGACCAGAAGGGGUUUCCUGUUCCUGAGAGACUUUGCAUUCCACUAUCUUGGUUUACCUACAGUGUGCUUACUUUAUUGUUGUAUAUUAUUUGUUGCUUUGAAUAAAUUACAAUCACCUGUCUGUCAUAUCCAGUCAUCUGACGGUGACUCCUGCACUCGGCUUUCUGUUGGCCAAACCCUGUGAAUUAGCACAUUUUCCAGAGGUCCAUGAAACCCCUCUUUUACACGGUCCUUUGAGCUGAAAGCUAAACCGACCAACCCAAGAGUAAAAUGGCCAAGGCAGUGUGUGCGGAGGAGCCUAACCUCAUCUUUAGUGCACUGGACAUCGAUGUAGAAGAGAACAUCUGAGCUGUCAUCUCCACAUUCAGCCAAACCCCAACUCACACACUGCAGACCACCCAUCUGUGGGCGCCGCUACGGCCUUUCAGACAACGGGCUCAGUGCACUAAGCUUGAAGUGCUCGGCCGAGGCUGCUGACAGACGAGGAUUCCAUCUCACCGUUUGGACUGGGAUGUGAGAUCCUGUCCUUCAGAGGUAACGUGUUGUCAAUCACGAGUCUCCAAGCAAAGCGCAGAUAGCAAACUGAGAAAUGCAGUGAAGUAACCGAUCAGUUAAAUCACAUCAUGGCAGUAACACAUGCAGUGUGCGUUCAGCUUUACUACGACUCUUUGUUUUUUCCCCCAUUGAGACAAGUGAAGAAAAGAAACGCGCUGAACUGGAGGAGAUUAGGAUUUUGUACGUAAUGAGCAAUGUAAUGAAUUUAAUUUAAGUGACGUUUCCCAGCAUUGGUCGCUUGUGAACUUUUGUUUUUGUAUCUGAGAUAUCAUCACUUAAAUAAUUGGUGGAAAUAAACUGAAGUCUGCUUAAGCAACUGGCUAAAUAAAUAGGCAGAAACACAAUAAUGUUUUAUUUUUCAUCUUCAUAUCAUUUUAAAGACAGAAUUAUUAACAUAACCAAUCAAAGUUCCAACUAAUUUGCAUUGUUGUGUGGCUCUGAAGUAUUAAUUAAUUAAUCCUACUUUGAGCCGUUCACUAAUUAGUGUUGUACUGUUUGUUCAUUUGUUUCUGUUACACAAAACUGUUCAA
Erpetoichthys calabaricus (reedfish) is the source of this 4392-nucleotide messenger RNA. Its product is annotated as zinc finger protein 239-like. The record is from RefSeq and is a predicted model, not a curated record. Gene Ontology annotation, cellular component: nucleus. The transcript has a single exon. Bases 1 to 1182 code for a protein of 393 amino acids. NCBI's taxonomy places the organism in Eukaryota, Metazoa, Chordata, Cladistia, Polypteriformes, Polypteridae.